AUGCUGUCUCUGCCACGUUGCCACGACCAUGACAGCACACAGGAUCUGCUUUAUCGACGCCUGGGAGCUGACAAGUUCUCGAAGCUCUUGGAUGAAGCAGACGUGCUGACCAAGAAGUUCCAGACUCGCAUUCAGAAAGCCCGAGGCUUUUUUCAAACAGCCAAUGGCAUCAUCUGGCACGUCACCCCAGAUGGGGAAGUCAAGGGACUACACGCAGAUGGUUCCCGAAUCCGAGACCGAGUGCGGGUUGCUCCCGACGAUACGCUGCAGAUUGGGCCCUUCCGGCUGGAUGAAACGCGCGGAUGUCACUGCAUCCAUUGGUUGCGGAAGGAUGACCCUGACAAGUCUUGGAACUGGUCAAGGGACAACACCCUACGCACGCGAGUGCGGCUGGCCACCGGUGAGAGGGCGUAG
This is a messenger RNA of Symbiodinium necroappetens, 414 nucleotides long. Lineage: Eukaryota; Dinophyceae; Suessiales; Symbiodiniaceae. The record is from the annotation of a GenBank genome assembly.